This is a messenger RNA of Aspergillus oryzae RIB40, 1902 nucleotides long. Its product is annotated as alpha-N-acetylglucosaminidase. The transcript has a single exon. The record is from RefSeq and is a predicted model, not a curated record. Bases 1 to 1902 code for a protein of 633 amino acids. NCBI's taxonomy places the organism in Eukaryota, Fungi, Ascomycota, Eurotiomycetes, Eurotiales, Aspergillaceae.
AUGCAUCAUACAGUGACAUUCUCCUACACAACUGCCUUCUGGACCUGGGAAGACUGGGAACUAGAACUCGACUGGGCCGCCCUCAGAGGCGUAAAUCUAAUCCUCGCAUGGGUCGGCUACGAAAAGGUUCUCCUUGACUCGCUUCGAGAGAUCGGAAUGACUGACGAAGAGAUACUACCGUUCUUCAGCGGCCCAGCCUUCCAAGCAUGGAACCGACUCGGGAACAUCCAAGGCUCCUGGGGCGGCCACGGCGUCAGCAUAGCAUGGAUCGAAGCGCAGUUCGAGCUACAGAAGAAAAUUGUCAGCCGAAUCGUUGAACUAGGCAUGACACCCGUGCUUCCCGCUUUUCCAGGGUUUGUACCGCCUGCUAUAAAACGUGUUCGACCGCAUGCGACCGUGGUGAAUGGAUCGCAGUGGUCGGGUUUUCAGAAGAAGUUUACGGAAGUGUCCUUCCUUAAUCCACUUGACGAGACCUUUGCCCAAUUGCAGAAGAGUGUGAUCUCGAGGCAAACGCGUGCUUUUGGAAACGUCACGCAUGUCUAUGCGCUCGAUCAGUUUAAUGAGAUUAAUCCUGCUUCUGGGGAGCUAGGGUAUCUUCGGAACUUGUCGCUGCAUACCUGGCAGAGUUUGAAAGCUGUUAACCCUGCUGCGGUAUGGAUGAUGCAGGGGUGGUUGUUUUAUGAUAAGAAGGAUUUCUGGGAUCCCAAUCGCAUCUCGGCCUACUUGAGUGGGGUGGAGAGAAACGACGAUAUGCUCAUUCUCGACCUGUACUCGGAGUCGAAACCACAGUGGCAACGGACGGAGUCCUAUUUCGGAAAGCCGUGGAUCUGGUGCCAGUUACACGACUUUGGUGGGAACAUGGGCAUGUACGGGCAAAUUAUGAACAUCACGUCGGAUCCUAUCGAAGCAUUAAAUAAGUCCGAUUCACUUGUCGGAUUCGGACUCACCAUGGAAGGCCAGGAAGGGAAUGAGAUUGUCUAUGAUUUACUGUUAGACCAGGCUUGGUCGGCGAAACCGAUUGAUACACGGGCAUAUUUUCAAAGUUGGGUCAGAAGCCGAUAUUCCGGAAACUUUUCGGUACCAAAUGAACUGUAUACGGCGUGGGACCUGCUGCGCAAGACCGUCUACAAUAACACUAAUCUCACGACAUAUUCACUUACGAAGUCGAUCUUUGAGAUCUCGCCGGAUAUCGCCGGCUUGGUUGGCCGUGUUGGCCAUUAUCCGACUCCUACAUCAAUUAAUUAUGAUCCAAUGGUCUUGAAUGAAGUAUGGUCUUUGUUUAUGAAUGCAACGAGGAAGGAGCCGUCACUCUGGCAUAGCCCUGCGUAUGAAUACGAUAUGGUCGAUAUCACGCGUCAGCUUAUGGGGAACGCUUUUGUCAAUGUCUACUCCGAUCUUAUAAGUUCAUGGAAGUCAGAAACAGAGAACAGAACCACAAAUGUUACCUCGCAGAGCGAAAGGCUCCUCAAUCUGCUAUCGGCGAUUGACAAAGUCUUGUCUUGCAAUGAGAACUUCUCCCUUACAACUUGGAUCUCGAGCGCCAGAGACUGGGGAAACACCACAGAAACAAAGGACUUCUUUGAGUAUAAUGCGCGAAAUCAGAUCACUCUAUGGGGUCCUACCGGUGAGAUAAGUGAUUAUGCGUCGAAGGCCUGGGCAGGUCUUAUCUCUUCGUACUAUAAGCCUCGAUGGUCUAUAUUCGUGGACUAUCUUGGUGAGAAGAAUCAGACGAGCUACAAUGAGACGGAGCUCAAAGCGAAGUUGCAUGGAUUUGAGAUGUCGUGGCAGGAGCAGAGUAGGGAGCCAGGUAUAUCUUGGGCAAAUUCCUCAUGUAGAGGAUUGGAAGUAGUCCUCAGAAAUGUUUCGCAAAGUUGGCCGUCAAUCUUCGGAGAUCGUGCUUGA